AUGCAGAAGUGGCCAAACAUAAUUAACCAAGUUGCCCCGUAUUCACAUACUGUUUAAAGGCUAACCUAACCCUACUUUUCUUUCCUAUAAAUUCCCUCCACAGACCACAGUCUCACCAUCCAUGGCUAACUCUUCUUUGCUCUCCACCACACUGCCUUCUCCUUCUGUGCCAUUGCAGCCUAGCUCAACGACAAUCUUCUCUAUCACAGCAACAACAGACAAAUGCCGCGUCCAAAACCUCAAAUCCCCUCGAACCCGCUCGCCACUUUCAGCACGAGGCUGGCGUCGCGGAAGAAUGGGACCAGAACAAUGACCAGUUUGAGUGUGCCGGCGUGGUGGCCACUCGUCAUCUUAUCGAGCCAAGAGGCCUACUCUUGCCCUCCGUCAACAAAAAACAUAAGCACAUUUAAGGCCAUAAGCAUACUAGAAUACAAAAAACACACACAAACACAUAUUUGAUUUUAUACUAACUUAUGUCGGGCAUUUAUAUAUAAUUUGUAACCUAUGAACAGGUCAAGGCCUACUAGGGACCACAGUACGAUUCCUGGCUGCCCAGAAACAUACCAAUCCUUCCAGCAAUCUCAGGAAGGAAGAACAUCCCAGAGGUCAAGGGACCAGCACCAAAAGGUCCUACGCUUCCGCCAAGGAGACAUUAUCGCCUUGCCAGCCGGAAUAGCCCAUUGGUCAUACAAUGACGGCAACAACCAACUUGUUCUCGUUGUGGUUCAUGACACCAACAAUGAUGCCAACCAGCUUGAUCAGAGACUCAGGAAGUUCUUCCUUGCCGGAAACCAACAAGAGCAGCAACCGAGAAGCUUGUACGGGCAACAACAACGCUUCGGCAACAAUAUUUUCCAAGCUUUUAAUGUUGAGAUUCUGGCCGAAGCUUUCAAUGUAGACACUGAGACUGCAAGGAAGCUACAUAACGAGAACGAUAGGAGAGGAAACAUCGUGAGGGUCGAAAGAGGGCUUCAAUUGACAAGGCCAAAGUUUGAAGAAGAAGAAAGAAGAGAAGAAAGAGAGAGAGGGAGAUACAAUGGCUUGGAGGAGACCAUUUGCAGCAUGAGGCUCCGAGAGAACAUUGCUAACCCAGAGCUUGCCGACGUGUACUCGGCCUGUGGAGGAUGCAUAAGCACUGUUAACAGCCACAACCUUCCCAUUUUGAGAUGUCUCCAACUAAGCGCUGAGAGAGGAGUUCUCUACAGGAAUGCCUUGAUCGUCGGAAACUCCCAGAGGCCUGUCUUUAACGGACAAGUACGUGCUGGUCAGUUGCUCAUUGUUCCACAAAACUUUGCUGUGGUGAAGAAAGCUGGGGACCAAGGCUUUGAAUGGAUUUCAUUCAAGACCAAUGACUUCGCAAAGACCAGUCCUCUUGCCAGAAGGACAUCAGCUAUCCAGGCAUUACCAGAGGAUGUCUUAGUUCAUGACUAUCAGGUUUCGAGAGAUGAAGCAAAGAGGUUAAAGUAUAACAGAGAGGAGGUGACUAUCCUUAGUCCAAGGUUAGCAACCGUCAUCUCUGCCUGUUCAGGUACGGCUGGGGGAAGUCCUAGUCCAACCCUUAAGGCAUGGGCAAAGCUAAUGCCAACCUUCUCUUCUUGGAAGGCAAAGUCAUUGCCAUUCUCGACUUUUACUAAUAUAGAGUUGGCUUUAUUUGGACUGGAGGUGUCUUCCAGUGGUCUUCCAGCAUUAGAAAAAGUCAAGUCCGUCCUUCACAAGUAUCUGCAACACCCUCCCAUGCCUUUUCUUUUCUUUUAA
Cornus florida is the source of this 1755-nucleotide messenger RNA. Its product is annotated as 11S globulin seed storage protein 1-like. The transcript has 6 exons. Gene Ontology annotation, molecular function: nutrient reservoir activity. Lineage: Eukaryota; Viridiplantae; Streptophyta; Magnoliopsida; Cornales; Cornaceae. The record is from RefSeq and is a predicted model, not a curated record. The coding region runs from base 505 to 1755 and encodes 416 amino acids.